This is a messenger RNA of Fonsecaea multimorphosa CBS 102226, 1638 nucleotides long. RefSeq lists its product as uncharacterized. Bases 1 to 1638 code for a protein of 545 amino acids. Gene Ontology annotation, cellular component: spliceosomal complex. The record is from RefSeq and is a predicted model, not a curated record. Gene Ontology annotation, biological process: mRNA splicing, via spliceosome. NCBI's taxonomy places the organism in Eukaryota, Fungi, Ascomycota, Eurotiomycetes, Chaetothyriales, Herpotrichiellaceae. Gene Ontology annotation, molecular function: pre-mRNA 3'-splice site binding. The transcript has a single exon.
AUGGCGCAGCAGAACAAAAAGCCCCCCGGGCCAGACCAGACCCGCAACGAGUACAUCCCCUCCUUCAUCUCAAAGCGUCCCUUCUGGGCCGAGACCACCCACUCGGACGCCGACUACCUCGAACAUCAACGGCUCCAAUCCGCCCCCAAGGACACUCUCGACAAGGCAAAAUGGUACGACCGGGGCAAGAAGCAAGGGCCCGCGGCCACGAAAUUCCGCAAGGGCGCAUGCGAGAACUGCGGCGCCAUGACACACAAGACCAAAGAAUGUCUCAGCCGGCCGAGGAAGCAGGGCGCGAGGUGGACGGGGAAGGACAUCCAGGCCGACGAGGUGGUCGAGGACGUGCAGUUGGGAUGGGAUGCCAAAAGAGACCGGUGGAACGGGUACGACAGUCGAGAGUACAGCGCCGUCGUCCGAGAAUACGAGGAGCUGGAAGCCAUCAAGCGCGCCGCUGCAGGCCAAAAAGAGGACGGCAGUGGCGGUGACGGAUCCGGCGGUACGCCAGCAGACCUCGAUGACACCCAGUACGGCGAAGAGACAGACAUGGGCCGCUCGCAACCGACCUCGACGCGCCAGCUCCGCCUGCGAGAAGACACGGCAAACUACCUGAAAAACCUCGAUCUCGAAUCCGCCCGCUACGACCCCAAGACGCGGUCCAUGGACAAAUCCGCCGCCCAGGUGGCGGACGGUGAUGCCGACGCAGACGAAGGCUUCGUCCGACCAGCAGCCACGCACGACGACGCCGCGGAAUUCGAGCGGGCCCAACGCUACGCAUGGGAGACGCAGGAGAAGAACAACAACAACAACAACCUGAACACGUCGUCCCCGACGAAGAAACUGCACCUGCAAGCCAACCCGACCGAAGGGGAAAUCCUGCGCAAGAAACAAACCCAAGAAGCGGCAGCGAAGAAGGCCGCCGCCCGGAAAGCCCUGCUAGACAAAUACGGCGGGGACGAAUACCUCUUGACCGAAAGCAGCGACAACCACCACCCCGCAGCCAAGAGAAUCAAACACCACAACGUCGUCGCCAACGAACGGUACGUCGAGUACGACGACUCGGGCCACAUCAAGGGGUCCGAACGCACCGUCGCGCGGUCCAAGUACCCCGAGGACGUCUUCCAGAACAACCACACAUCCGUGUGGGGAUCGUGGUGGAAGGACUUCAAGUGGGGGUACGCGUGCUGCCACUCGACGGUGAAGAACAGCUAUUGCACGGGCGAAGAGGGCCGGCGGGCCUGGGAAGCCAGCGAGGGAAUGAGGACGGGCCAGUCGCUGCAGUUACAGAUUGAGAACGGCAAUGGCGACCUCGACGGCAGUGAUACGAAGAGUGCCACCGCCACCGCCAGAACAGAAGCCGUCCUGGGCGAAGGAGGCCAAAGACUCCGCCUCGAACAAGACGGCGAGGACAUCCAGGAGCGCAAGAAGGGCCUCGACGAAGCCGACACUAUAGGCGCUGCGCAGUCGACAAUAACAUCGCCGCCGCCGGCGGAGCAUAUUGCGAAAAAGAAACGCACCCUCCAAGAACUCCAGUCCGGCAUCUCCGAGGAGGAGCUCGAGUCGUACAAGCGCAAUCGCAUGGCGGCCGAUGAUCCCAUGGCGAAAAUGCUGGGACGGGACGAGUUGAUGGAGAUGAAAUAA